AUGGCUCGUAUAAAAACUCGGAUAUGUAUGAUCUCUGACACACACUCAAAUUCCCCAACGCAUGAAUAUCAAACGAACAAUCCAUACCGUGUCCCACUCCCCAAAGCCAACAUCCUUCUUCAUGCGGGCGAUCUUACCAAAGUCGGCUACCUCUCCGAGCACGAAGAAACGGUCUCGAUGCUGAAGGUCGCCGACGCAGAACUCAAAAUUGUGAUCGCCGGAAACCACGAUAUAAGUCUUGACGAAGAAUACUUUACCACAUUUGGCUACAGACGCCAUCGCAAACCCAUCCGCCUCGGUCUCUCCGAUUUACUGCCCGAUACUGAGGAAGAUAAACCUCUUAUGACAAAGAUCGACGGGAAUAUCGUGCCACACGAGGAAAACAUAAAAGACUACGUCCGACGCGCCAAAGACCUCUACACAAACCAAGCUGCCCGCGAUGCAGGCAUUCGCUAUCUGGAAGAAGGCGUACACACCUUCACUCUCUCUACUGGUGCCAAAUUUACCGUAUAUUCCUCGCCUUAUCAGCCCGAGUUUUGUCGCUGGGCCUUUGGCUAUCCUCGCUCCGAAGACCGUUACAACCCCCCACUCCCCGGGAUAACAAAUCGGAAUCCCCACCCCGCAAACCCAGUUCCUGACUUCCCCUGCAUCGACAUAAUGCUCACUCACGGCCCACCAUCCGGUAUCCUGGAUAAUGUCAGUCGUACAGACAACCCUGAAAAUGUCGGAUGCAAGCACCUUCUUCGUGCUGCGGAGCGUGCCCGCCCGCGUCUCUAUUUGUUCGGUCAUAUUCACGAGCAAUGGGGCGGGAUACGUGGGACGUGGAAUAGUUUCGCGUCAGGUGGGAUUCAGCAGGAAGUCAUUCCUACAAACAAGAGCGAGAUGCUAGAGAAACGAGGUGCUUUCUACGAUGUUAGCUCAAGCAGUGCGCGACCAUUACGUGUUGGCGAAGAGACUUUGUUUGUGAAUGCUAGCAUUUGCCAACUCUCCUAUCGCGCUGAGAAUGCGCCUUGGGUGGUGGAUUUGGAUCUACCACUUACUGGGGAGACAGAGUAA
Molecule: messenger RNA, 1056 nt
Organism: Penicillium taxi
Lineage: Eukaryota; Fungi; Ascomycota; Eurotiomycetes; Eurotiales; Aspergillaceae
Exons: 1
Coding region: 1-1056 (351 amino acids)
Molecular function (GO): hydrolase activity
Source: RefSeq, a predicted model, not a curated record